Molecule: messenger RNA, 732 nt
Organism: Schistosoma curassoni
Lineage: Eukaryota; Metazoa; Platyhelminthes; Trematoda; Strigeidida; Schistosomatidae
Source: the annotation of a GenBank genome assembly
AAUUUGUACUGUUGCGUUACGUACGUUAAAGAUAGAAGACCUUGUUCUUCUCUUUUUGAAUCUUCGUGACAAAUCCUGUAUAUUCAAAAUCAAUGAUCACGAUACCAACUGACGAUGAGUUAGACACACUUGUAUUAAAUCAUCUGGAAAAUUUGUCUACCAUUAUUGAUUUGAAUCACCAUUUAGAGGAUUCUUUAAGCGAAGGAAGACUUUUACUGGCUAAAACGCGACAUAAUCUCCGGGGAAACAGUUGUUCGAUCUCUUCAACCUCUUACAAUUUAAACGAAAUGUCUACUCGUGGUGCAUCUUUCCGUGCUGCAGUCAUUGAAGAGCCUAUCGAACCUACUUAUGAUAAGGAUUUUAAAACCACUCGUUUUCAGCUAAUUGACGAAUUGGCUAGCAGUAAGUCUGAUCUUAACCCUUCAACAGACCCAAUCCGAUGGUUUUCUGGAGUACUUGUUCCUUCUAGUUUACGUCAUGCACAAUCUUGUUUUCGACGUGCUGUGAAUUUAUCCUUGGAACUUGCCAGUCGACGUGCAAAACUAGAGGCGUCUUCUCAACAAAUAAAACAUUUAAUUAAACUACGCAUGAAAAGCGAAUCAGCAGUUAAAUGACUAUAUGGUGUUUGUCUUUGACUAUCUGUUUUUGAGCUUUCUUCAAAUUAUUGUAACUGAUUUCAUACAUUUCACUGACUUCUUAUAUGAUGGAAUUUUUUUUAUCUUCUAGUCUUUU